GGGCGGCCCCGCCGCCUCCCGGCCCCUCGCCCGCGGCGCCGAGCGAGGCUCUUCCGGGCAGCGAGGCCGGGGCCGGGGAUUUCGUGACAGCGGCACAGAUUCCAGGCCUGCAAGAGACAAGCCUCCCUGCUGCAGGGUCAUCAUUUCCAGGGGAGGAACACGCCAAAUAACUCCAAGAGCUUUUGAAGAUGGCACCAGAUAUCCCAUUAAAUAUUAACAUCAAGGAGCCCCGGUGGGAUCAAAACACUUUUCUUGGACGAGCCAAACACUUCUUCACUGUAACAGACCCCAGGAAUAUUUUGUUAUCUAAUGCCUCACUGGAAAAUGCAAGGAAAAUUGUGCAUGAUUACAGACAAGGUAUUGUGGCACCUGGCUUGACAGAAGAUGAGUUGUGGAAAGCAAAAUACAUCUAUGAUUCAGCCUUUCACCCAGACACUGGGGAGAAGAUGGUCCUGAUCGGCCGAAUGUCUGCCCAGGUCCCCAUGAACAUGACUAUUGUAGGCUGCAUGAUGACCUUUUACAGGACAACACCAGCAGUGCUUUUCUGGCAGUGGAUCAACCAGUCCUUCAAUGCUAUAGUAAAUUACACAAACAGGAGCGGGGAUGCCCCAAUCACUGUCAGCCAGCUGGGAACAGCCUAUGUUUCUGCUACCACAGGUGCUGUCGCAACAGCCUUAGGACUCAAUUCACUAGCAAAGCGCGUCUCGCCUCUGAUAGGGAGGUUUGUUCCUUUUGCUGCUGUUGCUUCUGCCAACUGCAUCAACAUUCCACUAAUGAGACAAAGGGAACUCCAGUUUGGAAUUCCUGUCACGGAUGAGGAUGGAAAAAGAGUGGGUGAUUCAUCCAAAGCAGCUCAGCAGGCAAUCACCCAGGUGGUGAUAUCCAGGAUUCUGAUGGCUUCUCCUGGCAUGGCAAUUCCUCCCUUCAUAAUGAAUACCCUGGAAAAGAAAGCCUUUUUAAAGAGAUAUCCUUGGAUGAGCGCUCCCAUUCAGGUUGGAUUAGUUGGACUCUGUCUUGUGUUUGCAACUCCCUUGUGUUGUGCACUGUUUCCUCAGAAAAGUUCGAUGUCCGUGUCACGCUUGGAGCCAGAUUUGCAAGCCAGGAUCAAAGAGAACAGCCCUGGCCUAGAACGCGUAUACUUCAAUAAAGGAUUAUAAUUCAAGGAAGGCAAAGUAUCGUUCAAGGAGAAACUUGUGAACUUAUUUUUUGAAUUGUGUGCCAACAGACAAGAACACGUCUUUAUCUUGUCCUUUUGUUAAACAACUUCGAUCAUCUGCAUUGUUUUACAGUUAAAGACUUUCCUCGGUGUAGUGUUUAAAUUACAUAAGGUCACUUUGUCCACUUUGGUAUUGAUUGAAAGUUUAAACAUACAUAUGCAGAGAUGUUUACAUAAGUUCUCAAGCAGCUACGAUAACAAUAAACAAGCGCACAAUGAAAACCA
This is a messenger RNA of Hirundo rustica (Barn swallow), 1441 nucleotides long. RefSeq names its product sideroflexin 1 (gene SFXN1). Gene Ontology annotation, biological process: serine import into mitochondrion; monoatomic ion transport. The record is from RefSeq and is a predicted model, not a curated record. NCBI's taxonomy places the organism in Eukaryota, Metazoa, Chordata, Aves, Passeriformes, Hirundinidae. Gene Ontology annotation, cellular component: mitochondrial inner membrane. Bases 189 to 1157 code for a protein of 322 amino acids. Gene Ontology annotation, molecular function: monoatomic ion transmembrane transporter activity. The transcript is spliced from 12 exons.